AGUGAAAAUUUUCGCACUACUUUAAUUAGUUCGGUCUUGUGAUAAUUAAAACAAUGGUGGCAAAAUUUGUAACAGUAGUGCUUGUUUUGGUCUGCUUGCAAAAAGUGGCCAGUCAUGGUAUGAUGAUGGACCCAACAAACAGAGCUUCUCGGUGGAGAAUAGAUCAGAAAGCCCCGAUUAAUUAUGACGAUAAUGCUUUCUUUUGCGGAGGUUUUGCGGUUCAAUACGAGCAAAACGGAGGUAAAUGCGGAGUCUGUGGUGACAACUACGCCGAUCCCGUCCCCAGAAGCAACGAAAAUACGGGUAAAUUUGGAAAUGGUGUUGUUUCAAAAACUUACAAAGCCGGAAGUGUUGUCACUACUUCCAUUACUCUUACUGCGAACCAUCUUGGUAGUUUUACCUACAGUUUGUGCGUCUUGGAAGAUCCCACUAAACCUGAAACCGAAGAUUGUUUUGUCGAUUUGCCGCUAGCUGAUGGUUCCUCGCAACAUCCUGUCAGUGCUGAUGAGUACCAAAUCACAAAUCAAGUACAAUUGCCAGCAGGAGUUAUCUGUGAUAGAUGUGUCUUAAGAUGGCAUUACAAGAGCGGAAAUUCUUGGGGAAUUUGUACUGAUGGUACCCAAAAGAUGGGCUGUGGGGCCCAAGAAACAUUCCGGUCGUGCGCUGAUAUUGCAAUUGUAUCUUGAAAUUCUUUGCCACAUAUUGUAAAAAUAACAAAAAAUCUCAAUAAAAAUUAUAAACAUUA
Messenger RNA from Tribolium madens (black flour beetle), 745 nucleotides. RefSeq lists its product as uncharacterized. The coding region runs from base 54 to 686 and encodes 210 amino acids. The record is from RefSeq and is a predicted model, not a curated record. The transcript is spliced from 2 exons. Lineage: Eukaryota; Metazoa; Arthropoda; Insecta; Coleoptera; Tenebrionidae.